This is a messenger RNA of Nannizzia gypsea CBS 118893, 237 nucleotides long. RefSeq lists its product as hypothetical. The record is from RefSeq and is a predicted model, not a curated record. Lineage: Eukaryota; Fungi; Ascomycota; Eurotiomycetes; Onygenales; Arthrodermataceae. The transcript has 2 exons. The coding region runs from base 1 to 237 and encodes 78 amino acids. Gene Ontology annotation, molecular function: protein binding.
AUGAAGAUCCAAUUUCUCUUGACCUUCAUGACCAUUGGUCUCUCCGUGGCUCACAGAGGCAGGGACAUGAAACGGGCCCCAGAAUGUUCAGUGAUCUGUACCGCUGACUUCAAACCCGUGUGUGGUAUGGGCAGCGAUGGGGCCCUCAAGACCUUUUCCAAUGCAUGCCAACUGAAGGCUGCAGCCUGCGAAAACUCCGCCAACGCUUUUACCAUGCUUCGUGAAGGGUCAUGCUAG